AUGGAGCUUCGAAUGGCCAAAACCACUGACCUCCCACAGCUUGUCGAGAUCGUAGUGGGCUCUACGCCAGACGAUGUUACUUACCAAUAUGAGUGGCCACGCCGCCUUGAAUACCCGGAGGUUAUGCGGUCGAUCUGGGAAUCCAAGCUCGAAGGGCUGUUUUCCGAAUGCCGCGUUAUCGAGAAAAACGGGAACGUAAUUGCAUUCGCCAUCUGGUCUCAGGAGAGCCACGCCAAGCAGCUAGAUGUAUGGCCUCCGGAGGACCUUAUCGAAAAAUUCGAGCUCGUCGGCUCCCGAGCGCGCUCUGACGUCCUGGAAAACGCCAGCAGGUCGAUCCGGAACAACAUCAAAAACGCCGGCAUUCAACAAUGGUUCACCAUGCACCUGCUCGUAACAGAUCGUCCCUUUCGUCGCCUCGGCGCUGCAGCGAUGCUCCUUGAGGACAACCUUGGGCCCUUUGUAUUAUCUGGAAGCAUGGCUCAAGCGUCUGGUCCGCCGCCUCCGCCGCCGCCUCCGCCGCCGCCGUCUCCCCUGCCUCCGCCGCCGCCGUCUCCCCCGCCUCCGCCUCCCAGAAAUGACAAAGAUGAUCUGAGCUUCAUGCAGACGCUGGAGGAGUCUCAAAGAAAAGAUAUGGGCUUUUAA
Messenger RNA from Gaeumannomyces tritici R3-111a-1, 642 nucleotides. RefSeq lists its product as hypothetical. The transcript has 3 exons. The coding region runs from base 1 to 642 and encodes 213 amino acids. The record is from RefSeq and is a predicted model, not a curated record. Lineage: Eukaryota; Fungi; Ascomycota; Sordariomycetes; Magnaporthales; Magnaporthaceae.